Messenger RNA from Dichotomopilus funicola, 1251 nucleotides. RefSeq lists its product as uncharacterized. The transcript is spliced from 2 exons. The annotation marks the transcript as partial. NCBI's taxonomy places the organism in Eukaryota, Fungi, Ascomycota, Sordariomycetes, Sordariales, Chaetomiaceae. The record is from RefSeq and is a predicted model, not a curated record.
AUGUCCCCCCCUCGCCCGCGCCCGCCGAUUCCCCUGCCCAUGGCAGGGGGUCGUGCCCAGCCGGGCAACCGUCUUGUCCGCUCGCCCUCGCCGCCUCCCUCUUCGCCUUGGCUGCCUGCCCCCCGCGCGCCCCAGCAACAGCAACAACAGCAGCAGCAUCAACAGCAACAGCAGCAGCAACAGCAGACCGGUCCCCCUUCGCCCGCUCCUCCCCUCCUCUUUGCCGCGGCAGCGGCAGUUGUUGGUUUUGGUCUCGGGGUCGGUGCUGGCCCCUCUCCGGUUUCUGGCCCAGCCAGGGAGGUCAGUGGUGGCCAAGAAGGUGACGGCCGUGACCGCACCACUUUCGAAUUCACGUUCGAAAGCGCGGUCCGGUCGGGCACCAUGGCCCCGCCGACUUCUUUGGCUGGGUCGGAAGCCGGUGGUGGUGGUGUCGGUGCUGGUGCUGGUGCCGACGACGACGGGGACAACGACAAGUUGCCCAAUGGCGUCGGUGGUGGGGUUCCUCACCCGCCGGGUCCGUCGCCUCCGGCUUCGUUGUCGGCUGAGGAGGAUGGGGACGCGGGAGAGGGAAGGCCCAACGGGGGGUCGACGGGGGGUGCUGGUUGGGAUCGGGGUUGUGGUCGUGGUCGUGGUGUGGUCCCUCGCGGGGCCGACAACAACAACAAUGGCAACAACCAACACGGCCACGGCCACGGCCACCACGGCCACCACCACAACAACAACAACAACCGCAGCAGCAGCAGCAACAACAACGCCCGCGGCCGCAACAACAGCGGCAACCACCACCACCAGAGCAGCCGCAGCAACAACAACAACAACAUGCCGGGCGGUGCUCGCUGGCCUCCGCCGCUGUUGCCGCCGGCCAACUUCUCCUCGGGGCCUGGUCUGUAUGGCCAGGUGUAUCUCGUUGGGCAGGGCAACCUGCACUUUGAGACGACCCCGAGGAUGGAGGAUUGGCUCGGCCGGCUCCAAACCCUCUCCGUCGAGCGCCAAGAGGAGGAGGACCGAGAGCGUGCCGCUCGCGAGGCCGUGGACGUCGAGAUGGCCGACGCUUUUCAGAGUGUGGGACUUGGUGCCGAGGCCCAGGACCAGGACAUGGACGUCGAGAUGGGCCAAGAGAUGGGUCGGGAGAUGGACCAAGAGCAGGUCCGGGAGCAUGUUCGGGAGAAUGUCCGGGAGCAUGUUGGGGAGAUUGUCCGUGAGGAGAACGUUGGCGAGGAGAACGCCAGGGUUGGGGAGAAGAGAAGUGCC